UUUUUUGAGGUGUAAUUUAUGGCCAGAAAAAUGGUGGGUUUGUUAUGUGUGUUAUGUUAUGAUUGCAUUAAAAUAAACACUAUAUGUAUGUAUAAUAUUGAGUGAAUAAUAAUAAUAAUAAUAAUAAAUAAAUAAUAUUAUUAUUAUUACCGAUACUAUUGUUAUUGUUAUUCCCGAAACCGAAACCCAGUGUUAAUCAUAAACACAGUGUUAAGCGACGGGUGUGAGGACAGGGAGAGGACUCUUUUGGAUGGAUGGUUAGGUGUUUAGGUUUACCCAACAGGUCAUGCAUAACACAUGCACCUACUGUUCCCGCGUCAUACCAGUGCUGUCGCCCGCAAGCGAUUUGUCGGCUACCGAUUCACAGCCGCCGCCGCCGCUACUCGACGGCCAUCAACUGACAUUAACACGUGAUUUUUGUUCGGCCGAAUGUCUUCAGAAACAUCACGUGAAAGAAAAUCAAAAACUGAAGAAAAGUCUAUCGUCGACACUGUCGAUGACCACCACAUUGCCCGCCGCCGCCGGCAGUUCGCCGUUAGCCGUUGUUGUUGCCAAUGUUAACUCGUCAUCGGCGACAUCUCAGCAGAGGACAGAUCAGCAACAAAUGUCAACUACUAAUAGUAAUAACAAUUUGACGCCCGCGUCGUCACCGGCCUCAGUGAUGAUGGCCACCGUCGAGACCAAUAUGAUCAACAACAACAACAACAAUACAAACUCAUGCAAUAGUGUUAACAGUAUGGCCACCACUACCAGUCCGGCAGUCGCUGCCCAUCAUAUCGGUACCGGUCUGUCGCCGGCGACCAUGAGGUUAUAUAAGCCGCCGCGUGUCAGCCAAAAACGUUUGACAACUGGUCCGAGUUUUCAGUACGAACUGUUCGACCAGUUCGACUGGAAUCAGUACUUGGAAGACGAAGGCGGCCGACCCGCACCCGCCGAUUGUUUUAAACAGCACUCGAAUCCGCCGACCAACGAAUUCAAGAUUAACCAAAAACUUGAGGCACUGGAUCCCCGCAAUCCGACCAGUACAUGUGUGGCCACUGUUGUCCACUUUAUUGGUCCACGUUUGCAGCUCAGGCUGGACGGAUCAGAUAAUUCGAACGACUUCUGGGAAUUAGUCGACUCGGAGUCGAUUGCGCCGAUCGGCACCUGCGAGAAGUCUGACGGUUUGCUUCAGCCGCCGCUCGGUUUUCGCAAAAAUCCUUCUCAUUGGCCGACAUUCCUGUGCCAGAUAUUGACCGACGCCGACAUUGCACCCGACAAGGUAUUCAAGCCGACUCCUAGGGCGCCGAAAAGCAAUAAGUUUGAAGUCGAUAUGAAGUUGGAAGCCGUGGACAAGAAAAAUCCCCGAUUGAUAUGUCCGGCCACUGUCGGCGAAGUGGACGGGGACAACAUUUUCGUAACGUUCGACGGCUGGAAGGGUGCGUUCGACUACUGGUGUCGCUAUGAUUCGCGCGACAUAUUCCCGGUCGGCUGGUGUCAGCGCAGCGGACACCCGCUACAGCCGCCCGGGUCUAAAGGGAAAGUGCAACCGGUGACCAAAAAGGCUAAAACUCAGGCCACGAACAACAAUACAAAUUCCGAUCAAAAGGUAUCGGAAAACGGGUCGUUAAACACAAACAAAGUGAAUGCAAGUCAUCCGAAUACUAGAACCAGUACAGCGUCGGCCGGCACUCAGGCCAGCGGCGCAACGCCGCCGACACAUCAGUUAAAUACCCGAAACGCAAGCACUAAUAUUGGCCAACAAUCGGUGUCCAAAUCAUCGAAUACGACUACUAAUACUAAUAAUACCGCUACACAUACGACGAGGACAACUAACGGCUUUAAAGAUGAACUACGAAUUGAUACCUCCUCUCUGGGCAACGGCUCUGCCGCCGUCGCCAACACCACCACCAAAGCCAACUCAUCAAUGUCUUCAUCAUCGCCGGUGGGACAGUUGACUCCUAAUAAACCUGCACUGAGUCCGAGACAGUGUUCACCCGUUUGUGUUUAUGUGAACCGUUUGUGCCAUUGCGGUCCAUACCUGAGCCUACAAUCGGUAAAACGUUUGCCCGAAGCGUUUGGUCCGGGAUCACUUAACAAGACCUUGCAGGACACUGUCCAGGCUUUUGUCAAUUCGGCCAGCGAUCUGCGAACAGCUUUCAAUCUGGUUAGGCCGGGUAACGGGCGGCUAGUUGUUACGGCCAAAAUCGGCGGCCGUACCAGCUUCCGAAAGAUGCCCCAUCUGAGUCGGGAGUCAACAUUUUGGUCAUAUCUUCAACAACUGUUAGAGGAUCUCAAAUGCUGUCCGAACCUGUUGUCCAUCAGGAAACUCGAGACAGGAAAAUGUGAUAAUUGUUUGACAAAUAGUAAUAGUAAUAAUUUAGUUAAUAAUAAUAAUACUAAUAACGGGACAAAAGUUAAGCCCGAGUUGUAUGAAAGCAACCAAAAGACCAAAAAUACUUUAUCGGUUGCGACCGUCAAAACCGAACCCAAAGCUGUCCAAUCGUCUGAGACACAGACAAUCGGCACUCAGUCGUCGUCAUCGACGACGACGACGACGGCGUCAUCAUUAUCUAUGAAGCGCCGGAACAGUUCACUUAUUAAUGAUAAUAAUAACAAUUUCAAGUCAUCGACAAAUACCAGCACUGAUUUGAAUAGUACUGCAAGUAGUGGUGGUUUUAGCCGAAGUACCGCUAAUACUACUACUAUUACUACUAAUAAUAAUAAUACUACUACUAAUAAAUCGCCGAAACUGAUGUCGACAUCGUUGAUGUCGUCGGGUUCAGACAUAUCAUCGAUUAGUAGUUCGCCAUCGCCUCAGCAGCAGCAACAGCUGAAGAGAUCGUCGGCAGCGCAAACACACUACCAUCAGCAGCAGCAGCAGCACCACCACAACCAUCACCAACAGCAGCAGCUGCAUCAACAACAACAUCAUCGGUUUGCACCAUCGACUCCGGUACCGUCGUCAUUGGCAGCGGCAUCAGUCGCCCAUUCAAUGACCAUAACACCGAUACCGGCUAUACCUUCGGCGGCUGCUUCGCUGCCACCGUUGUCGACAAAUCCAGCCGAUUGGACCAUCGAUGACGUAAUCAGACACUUGAUAACAGUUGAUGUGUCGCUUGAAUCGCACGCCGAAACGUUUAGAAAACAUGAAAUCGAUGGCAAAGCAUUCCUCCUAUUGAACAGUGAUAUGAUGAUGAAGUAUAUGGGCCUCAAGUUAGGUCCGGCCCUUAAAAUAUGUAAUAUCACUGAACGUCUCAAGUCUAACAACAAACGUCUAUCAAAUUAUCAUUGAAAUUAUUAUUAUGUGAUGAGAGACCAGACAUAACAAAACAAAAACAAACAAAAAAAGAGAUAAUAAUUUAAUGCAAUUUUGUGUUAUUUUUAUUUUAGUAGUAAUGGUUAUUAUACUGUAUGUUAUUGUUUUUCAUUUUUGUGGAUAGUUAUGAUUUUUUUUGUGAAAUUAUUAAUUUAGAGAUUUUUUUUUAAAAAAAUGAUUAUUAAUAGCCCACCUCCUCUAUCUCGCUCUUACUUUA
Molecule: messenger RNA, 3515 nt
Organism: Oppia nitens
Lineage: Eukaryota; Metazoa; Arthropoda; Arachnida; Sarcoptiformes; Oppiidae
Gene: Scm
Product: polycomb protein SCMH1-like
Exons: 4
Coding region: 287-3274 (995 amino acids)
Biological process (GO): regulation of DNA-templated transcription
Cellular component (GO): nucleus
Molecular function (GO): protein binding
Source: RefSeq, a predicted model, not a curated record